Messenger RNA from Chrysoperla carnea, 1901 nucleotides. RefSeq lists its product as uncharacterized. The coding region runs from base 154 to 1209 and encodes 351 amino acids. Gene Ontology annotation, molecular function: protein binding. Lineage: Eukaryota; Metazoa; Arthropoda; Insecta; Neuroptera; Chrysopidae. The record is from RefSeq and is a predicted model, not a curated record. The transcript has 2 exons. Gene Ontology annotation, biological process: positive regulation of transcription by RNA polymerase II; cytokine production.
GACAAGUUGAGUUUAUAUAAAUAAAAAUAUUUACGGUUUUUGAAUUUGAAUUUUUUUAUUUAAUUAAUAUUACAAUUUAUUCGAAGCAUUCUACGUUUUGUGUUAGUUUCAUAGUUUUUAUGAUCGCUAAAUAUAUAAGAUAAAACAUUGAAAAUGUCUUCGAGUGAAGACGAAGAUUUUUAUUCGGAUCCAGUAAAACAAUUAGCAAAGUUUAACGAUGUCGAAUCAAAUGACGAAGAUGAUUUUGAAAUCAAAGAAAAUGUACCUGUAUCACCGUCUCCAGUUAAAAUUGCUCCAAAACAAAGAGGACGAAGAUCAAAACAGAUUAAAAAUGACGAUUUAGAAAUUCUAAAGACUGAAGUUAUAAAAAAAGGAGUCAGAUCGAAAUCCCGAAGCAAAAAAUCAAAGGUAAAAGAAGAGACUUUAGAAGUUGUAAAAAGUCAAAGACCACGAAGAUCUCGAGCAAAAAAAACAUAUGUAGACGAAGAUGACGAAGAUUUGGAUAUAUUAGAAGUGAUUUCGUUGAGUAACCGACGAAGAUCAACGAAAAGAACUCGAACAGCUCAAUCAAAAUCACCAAAACCACGUAGAGGACGUAAAAAAAGGACCCGACAACAAAAUUCCUCGAUAAUAAUUUUAUCCGACAACGAGGAUUCCGUACAAACGAACGCCACACAAACCGAACAAAUCGUUUCGGAUGUAAAUUUCGAACAUAAAAUCAAGGUUUGGUGGCAAUGUAACGAAUUGACCGAAUUUAAAAUUCGUAAAUAUCAAAAAUUACAAACAAUCUUCGAUUUUUAUGCGAAUCGAGAGAAAAUCCCGUUAAAUCGUUUAAUUUUUUUAUUAAAUAAUAAGACAAUUUAUCCAACGGAUACACCGGAUAUGCUGAAAUUGGAACGGAUUCAUAUUAUCGAAGGGGGUUGUAUAAAUGAGGAUGUGGUAGACAUGGUGGGGGGCGCACGAGAAUCGAAUAAUGCUGCGUCGAUGAUUCAAUUAAAAGUUCAAUUACGUGAUCGAAAAAAACCAUUACAUGUGUUUAUCAAGAAAACGGAACCGUUAAGUGUGCUGAUGGCGAAAUGUACCGAAGAAUUAGAAUGUGAUAUUAAGAAGUUACGUUUUGAAUUCGAUGGGGAUUUAUUAAAUCCAAACGAUACGCCAGAAUCCUUGGACUUUGAUGGUGGCGAGUGUAUUGAUGUAUUUGUUAAAUAAAUUUAUAUUUUUAAGGAAUUUUUGUUCAAAAAAUAAGGAUAGUGGGGUAGUAAAUCUGCCUGGAUUAUGAUAAUCAAUUCGGGAAAUUUUGAGAGAAGACAAAAAAAUAUCAUAUAUCUCACGGUAUCGCGCCAAGCGCAAAGAGCUCCCUUCCAAACUUAUUCCUUUUCCCUUCCAUUUUCCCAACGACUUUAAUUAUUAGAUUUAAUUAAUAUUAAAUAUUAUUUUGAUUGAAAAAAUUUCAUUAUAAAUUGUACAUUCCUAAAUUGCCUCCAAAAAUUUGGGCACUAAUUAAUAUAUUGUUAUUAUUAGACGAAUAAACGAAGGACUAAACAUGAUCAAAGUUCGAAAAAUUUGAGCAGUAAGUCGAAUUUGAUUCCAAAUUAUUAAGAAUUAGUCUUAGACGCUGAAGUUCUCCUCUUCUAUGCAUUCAGAUUCAAUGAAAGUUAUCUCUUUCUCUUUGAAACUCUCUACGACGAAAUAGUUGGAGCCAACAUCCAGUCUAUAACGAAUUUCUCGAAAACACCACUAGACGACGAGGAAUCGUUUACCCUGAGCACCAGGUACCUCUGAGACCAAUUUUUCCACGAUAGUCGUGUUUAGCAACCCCGAAAACCCCUGAGUAACAAUUUUGGACUUUGGACGCGUUCAAUUACUUACUGCUCAAAUUUUUCGAACUUUAAUCCCUCGUU